AUGCAACUGAAGGCAGGAGGGCUUGGUCAACCCAAGAGAGCCUCUCAAGGCCUGUCCUCCGUUGCCAAUGCUUCUGACAACACCAAGCAGCUAGCUAAUCCCCAAGCCUUGUCCCUUACCACCACCCCCUCCAAGUCUGAGAUGGAUAACACUAAUAAGACUCAGCUCGUCCAAUCGAGAGAUCAUCUAGCCAAGGAGGAAAACAUCAAUCGAUUUUCCUUAGUCAAAUUCUCCGAUCAAUCUGGCUUGGCUCCUGAUAUCAUCAGUCGUCAGAAGAGCAUCAACGUCAAUCAGCUUUGUCCUCGUCGAUCUCUCCCAAUCGUGUCGGCUCAGUUCCACAGCUACGAGUUUGAUUGCUCCUCGAUUUCAACGCUGCUAGAGUUUGAUCGGUACUCGGUUUCGACGCCUAUCCAAGGUCGGCUGCUAUUUGAGGUCGGCUGCUAUUCGAGUUCGACCGCCUUUCAAGUGAAGGUUGUGAUUCUCCAUCUUGUGAAGGUUGCUGAGAUUUUUAGUCAUCGAGGAAGCCUUCCUGGGACCGCUGGGUCCAAGUUGCCAAAGAUAGCCACACGAUAG
Puccinia graminis f. sp. tritici CRL 75-36-700-3 is the source of this 573-nucleotide messenger RNA. RefSeq lists its product as uncharacterized. The transcript is spliced from 3 exons. Bases 1 to 573 code for a protein of 190 amino acids. The record is from RefSeq and is a predicted model, not a curated record. NCBI's taxonomy places the organism in Eukaryota, Fungi, Basidiomycota, Pucciniomycetes, Pucciniales, Pucciniaceae.